Messenger RNA from Didymella exigua CBS 183.55, 2786 nucleotides. RefSeq lists its product as uncharacterized. The record is from RefSeq and is a predicted model, not a curated record. The coding region runs from base 350 to 2293 and encodes 647 amino acids. Gene Ontology annotation, biological process: DNA-templated transcription. Lineage: Eukaryota; Fungi; Ascomycota; Dothideomycetes; Pleosporales; Didymellaceae. The transcript is spliced from 3 exons. Gene Ontology annotation, molecular function: DNA binding; zinc ion binding.
CUGCUUUGGUACGGUGUUCAAGCAAGAGGCGAUCGGCUUUCAAUAGUGUCGCAGUAAGAAGCGGGGACCACCUCUUGUCCCUGGCUACGUGAUGCGCUUGCACCUGCGGUCACUCGAUAUGCGCGGUUGUACUCAAGUCGGCAUCUUGGAAUGGAGCACUGCAGGUACAGAAUGGACAGCACGAUCAAACGACCGUGUCGACUGUCGUGUCCCGCUGAGUCUAUUUGCGAGAUUUGAUUGCCCAGAGCGCUGACCGUCGUCGCAGUGCGACGCCACAGAAACCUCAGCAUGCUCUGAGUGCUCCAGCAGAAAUCACAAAUGCCAGUUCACCAAGGAAACAAAUAGGCGGAUGUCUUCGAUCAAACAGGUCCAGGACCUCCAAAGCCAGAUUGCGGAGUUGACACAGAUGAAUUCACAGCUACGAACAAAAACGAUUACCAAAGAAGAGCCGACUGCAGAGCGCGCGGAUACGAAACGUCGUCUCUCCGAUCCACAUAACGGACAACAGACCGCACGAGUUAAGCUCACAGCUACAGCCAUGCGCGAUUUUGAUCACGUACGCAAAAAUAUUCAAACCCACUCACAGGGCAUCUUCGAAACGCCUCAUGUUCGAGCAAGUGCACCACUCGAAGAAGGAUUGGGCUUACCAGAGGUACCUCCUCGGGCGGAUUUCGCGCAUUUGUCGAGGUCAUACUUGAACCACGUGCACGCUUGGUAUCCGGCUCUUCACUGGCCGACGUUUUCGCACCAAGUCGAUGAAGUAUACACUGCGCGCAGUUUCCACGGGAUGCCUAGGGAAUGGAUCGGACUGUUCUUCGCAGUAUUGGCAUGCGGCAGCUUGGAAACCUCAGCGACACCUGGAAGUUCUCCGGCCACGUCUAGUAGAGCCUUGUCAUUUUUCAAUGUCGCAACCCAGGCGCUGACGCCAUGGCCGCAAGAUCUUACGAUUGUUCAUACGCAAGUAGCGUUGCUACUGAGUAUCUUUGCUGCAGAGUGCAGCAUGAAGGCGGUUGGACCCAUGUGGCUGUCUAACGCCGUCAGAGCUGCACAGGAGCUGUGCAUCAAUACUGAACUUGAGUCUUGGCCCAUGGUCGAAGGCGAGAUCCGACGGAGGCUUUGGUGGUCGAUCUACUCGCGAGACAGGAUCACAUCUUUUGAAGCCAACAAGCCAAUGCUUAUCAACGACAACGACUGCGACAUCUCCUUACCUUCCCCCGCCGAAGAUCGAUACAUUCAGCCCCAGGGCUUUUUCCGAACCCAUGCGAACAUAGCACCUUUCACCGGUUCACUGGCUAUCAUACAAGUUACCCGAAUGUAUGCCUCGUUGUACCAGGCCCUGAAGUCUAGCAUGAUUGCUCCUCAGACUCUGCAAAGCUUUGAUCUGCAGUUUCGGUCAAGUGUGCAGCAGUUGCCAGAAGCGUAUCAGACUAGCUCGACUGCUGCUCUAGAAACGGCUGCGCUACCACCACUUUUCGCCCUGCUUACCGCCCAGUACCACCUGUAUCGACGUAACCUGUCACCUGUCUGUCACCUCACCGAGCGCAGAGAAGCCCUCCGACGAUGUGCAAGCGUGGCCCAGGAGACCGCCAAAUACAUCUCGAGAUCACUUCAUAACCCACCAAAGGUAGAAGUGGAUAAGAGCUGGUCUACAAGAGUGGCGCCUAUUGCCAGUAACCAGACGUGCAUUCAUCUCUGGCGAUGCAUUCUGGUUCUGUGCCUUCACGGGGACUAUGAUGCGGCAAUGAUGUGUUCGCACAUGCUAAGCGUUAUUGGCAACCUGCGACAGAUUGGCGUCGGAUGCGGGAAAAAUCUUGUCUUCGUUCUAGACAAGUUAGUGGACCGUAUACGCAGCGGACGUGGCUCGCCUCAGCAGCUCGAACAUGACGAGGAAAUAUUGGCCUACAUCAGUGGAGAUGUGCAGGCUAGCGUUGUACAUGGCUGGGUAUGGGCAGGUGAGGACCUGUCAUCUACCAAAUCACCUCGUGCUGCGUACGGCGCUCCCAGACAUCCUGGCCAGGAUCAGCAUAUGCACGAAGCAGUACCUCAGAGUUCAUCCGCUGCUCUGCCUUCUGUCGAAUGGGAGGGUUGGGGUAAAGUGGACCAGUUGAUUCGACAAUUGAUGGACGAGGGCCGCCCGCGCACUGCACAGCCGCCGACGUACUACCCACCACCACAUAAUCCUGUCAAACGAGUUCAGCUCGGUCCUACCGACCAGUCACCGCCGAAGCCAGCGACCUUACCGAGCCCCGCACCGUCGAACGCAAGCCGAAUUAGCAUCGCGAACAUCAUAUAAGCAGUGGAUAUUGAAGAGGGGGAUAAAUGAAUGUGCUUCACGAAAGUGACAUGCACAAGCGACGGCUCUCUUACGUUGCGCAUUAUGAUUUGACCCUUAGCGUUUCCUUGGUCCAUGGUCAUAUCUUGCAGAUCUUCGCGUUGUUGCAUUUGCAUGCGUGUUGUGGAAGUAAUUGGGAAGGAGCAUACAGCAUUGUCAGUUUCGGCUUUGCACAAGGCCGAAGGACCGGAGCAUUUGCAUUUGGCAUCAGCACCCCUGCAUCUUUUUUACAAAAGUAAUACACCCACGGUCGGCGCCUAACACGACUCUAUUCGCCAAGUUGAUACACCAUGCCUAGUCUUUGGCCAGCUGAGGCUGCAUAUGCAUUUGAGGCUCUCUCCCCGCUGACCUAGGCCCGCGCCGCAGUCUCACCCGCAGAUGCACCUUUAGCUUUCAGAAGAUCGUCCAAUCGAAGCCAGAUCCUUCAACUCCGAUGGGGCUUGGCAGACGAUGG